AUGGUGGGUGGCGGACACUGGGACAUGCCAGAACAAGUGCCUCAUGCUGGAGCUAGAAAAUAUGUGUCACAAGUAGGUAGAGAACAAGUGCCUCAAGCAGGUGUAGAACAAGUGCCUCAAGCAGGUGUAGAAAAAGUGCCUCAAGUGCAGUGUUAUGGGUAUAAGGAGCAAGACCUCGAACAAGACAUGAUUUGGCGGAAUCCACGCGCAUGUGGGUGGGAUGUCACCUUCAUGCUGGUCAAGAAGUUGGACAUGCCAGUGACACAGUGUCAAGCUCCCCCAGUCCCUUCUACUUCUAUACAGGCCAGUGACACAGUGUCAACCUCCCCUGUCCCUUCUACUUCUAUACAGCCUAGUGACACAGUGUCAAGCUCCCCUGUCCCUUCUACUUCUAUACAGGCCAGUGACACAGUGUCAAGCUCCCCUGUCCCUUCUACUUCUAUACAGCCUAGUGACACAGUGUCAAGCUCCCCUGUCCCUUCUACUUCUAUACAGCCUAGUGACACAGUGUCAAGCUCCCCUGUCCCUUCUACUUCUAUACAGGCCAGUGACACAGUGUCAAGCUCCCCUGUUCUUCUACUUCUAUACAGCCCAGUGACACAGUGUCAAGCUCCCCUGUCCCUUCUACUUCUCUACAGGACAGUGACACAGUGUCAUGCUCCCCUGUUCUUCUACUUCUAUACAGCCUAG
Molecule: messenger RNA, 690 nt
Organism: Homarus americanus (American lobster)
Lineage: Eukaryota; Metazoa; Arthropoda; Malacostraca; Decapoda; Nephropidae
Exons: 3
Coding region: 1-690 (229 amino acids)
Source: RefSeq, a predicted model, not a curated record